AUCAAAAGAUUCUAUGAUUCUAAAAUAUGGAAAAGGAUAAUUAUCUGGUGUUUUAUCUAAAGCAGUUAUAUCUUUUGAAUAAAGUAUAUUAAUUGAUUAUUAAUUAAUCCUUGCUGUUUCAGUUUAAGAUUUUAAUUAUUUUAAAGUAUAAAAAAAAAAUUAUAGAUAAAUUAAUAAUAUAACAAAAAUAGGCUGAUGGAAUAAUAGGAAUGGGUUUUAAUUAAAAUUAAAAUUUAGUUGAAUUAUUAUUUUCAACUCCAGAAAAUAAAACUUUUACAUUUUUCCUUUCUUUUGAUAAAUCCGAUUCAGAAUUAGUACUUGGAGGAUUUAAUCCUUCAAAAAUAAAGGAAAAUAAAUAAUUUAGUUAUCAUAAUAUACUCUAAUAAAAAAAUUAAAGAUGGGCAAUAAGUUUAUAAAAUAUUUAAUUCGGAUAAUAUAUUAUAGCAGAUUCAACUAAAUAAACUAUUACUGCUGUUGUGGAUAGUGGAACUUCUUUUGUUAUAUUUAGUUAAUAAAUCUUUCAAUAAUUUAUUAAUGUUAUCAAAUAAAAACUAAAAUUUAUUCAAUAUACAGUUCAAUAAGAUUAUUUUCUUGUAUAAUGUGAUACUGAAUUGCCUGAUUUUAUAUUUUCAGUAAAAGAUGUUAAUAAUAAUUUGGUUUAAUAUAUAAUUCCUAAAGAGUUCUAUUUAAUCCCAAGCAAUUAAAUUUGCUUAAUUGGAUUUAGUAGUAAUACUCCUAAAGACGUUGAUGUUAUUUUGGGAAAUGUUUUUAUGAGAAAGUAUGUUUCUUAAUAUUCUUAUAAUAAUUAAACAAUUGGUAUUUUCUUAAUUUUUUAUAAAUUAAUUAUUUUUAAUGUUUUUUAGGGUUAGCAGAAUCUAUUAGUAUUCCACCUUUUUAUAAACCCGGAUUCCCAGCUUGGGGUAUUUUAUUAAUUUGUCUAAGUGUGUCAUUAUGCAUAUUUGGUGGUAUUUAUUUGUAUAAAAAAUUUAAAAAUGGAGGAUAAAAAUAAUAAUAAUAAAUUUAGACAGGAAGAGGUGCUAAUAGAACACUUUUAAAUAAUGCAUAUUGAUAAUUAUAUAAAAAAUAAGUUUUUUUGUU
Ichthyophthirius multifiliis is the source of this 1098-nucleotide messenger RNA. RefSeq lists its product as hypothetical. The record is from RefSeq and is a predicted model, not a curated record. Lineage: Eukaryota; Ciliophora; Oligohymenophorea; Hymenostomatida. The transcript has a single exon.